Messenger RNA from Anastrepha ludens (Mexican fruit fly), 2027 nucleotides. Its product is annotated as probable cytochrome P450 12c1, mitochondrial. The record is from RefSeq and is a predicted model, not a curated record. Gene Ontology annotation, molecular function: oxidoreductase activity, acting on paired donors, with incorporation or reduction of molecular oxygen; monooxygenase activity; heme binding. The coding region runs from base 258 to 1916 and encodes 552 amino acids. The transcript has 6 exons. NCBI's taxonomy places the organism in Eukaryota, Metazoa, Arthropoda, Insecta, Diptera, Tephritidae.
UUGCUAUCGUGCAUUAGUCCCGCGAAAUUCGCAUGGAUUAAUUGUUGUUAUCCUACAAUUUAUAUAUUUAGUUAAAUUUGGUUGCUCCAAGCGCGAACACACAAGACAAUAGUACUGCGAUAAGAGAUUUUGUUGCAUCUGUGAAUACGGAUAUUCAUUAUUUACGAGAAUUUUGGUUUUGACAUACGCAUACGUGCACACACAUAAUAAAUACAUAUCAACUGUAAGCGGAACUUUACUUCCCAGCCAACUUGAAAAUGUUAUUCAUUCGAAGUGCACGCAAUGCCGGCGUCGUACGAGUAAUAGCGUCGAGGUGCACAAACGUACGAAAACAACAACAGCAAAUACCACGAAUGCAAGUUGCGUUACAAUCGACUGCUGUCAAUGUCAAGACUCACAAUAUAGACAGCAAGUCAUUUGUGGAUUCUUUGGAUGCUGAAUGGCAACAGGCCCUGCCCUACAAAGCCAUACCAGGCCUCACCAAAUACCAAAUGGUGCGUGGCUUUAUGAAAGGCGGCGACUUUGCUGAUAUGUCGCUGAAUGAUUUGCUCCUAAAAUGUCGCGAACGUUUCGGUGACACUUUUCGCAUGGCUGGCGUUUUUGGACAGCCAACCACAUUGGUACUUUUUAAUUUAACCGAUUUUCAAAAAAUAUUUCGAACUGAGGGUGUUUGGCCUAUACGACCCGGCGGUGAAGUGGUGGAACAUUAUCGCCUUGAGCGAAAGGACGGAUUUUUUAGUACAAUGCUUGGCCUAACCGGACACGGCGAAGAAUGGGGCAAAUUCCGACAUGCUGUGAAUCCCGUUUUAAUGCAACCGAAAAAUGCUAAACUCUACUUGAAACCCAUGCAAAAGGUUAACUUGGAGUUUAUACAGAGAAUUCGUGACAUACGUGAUCCACAAACCCUAGAGGUGCCAAACAACUUUGUGAAGGACAUCAAUCGACUCGCCUUCGAGUCAGUCGCAGUAGUGGCUCUGGAUCAUGAAUUUGGUUUGAUUCGCAAGAAUCCCGACUCAAAAGAAGCCGCAAUGCUCUUCGAUAAUUUAAACGUUUUUAUGAAAUCAUUCUACGAUUUAGGUGUGAAACCAUCACUUUACAAAUACAUAAAAACACCCACAUAUCGACGCUUCGAAAAAUCGAUGGACUCAAUAUUCGAUAUAACAAGUAGAUUUGUCAAUGACGCUUUAGUGCGCUUGGAACAGAAUCCUUCAAAAGAGGGAGAAGAACGCAGUGUGUUGGAGAAGCUUCUGAAAAUUGAUCGCAAAAUUGCUAUUAUAAUGGCAAUGGAUAUGUUAAUGGCUGGUGUGGAUACGACAUCUUCCGUACUAGCAGCCGUCUUUUUGUGCAUUGCUAAGAAUCCAGAGAAACAGCAAAAGUUACGUGAAGAACUUUUGAAUGUGCUGCCACACAAGGAUGACCACUUCACCAUGGAGAACAUGAAAAACUUACCUUAUCUGCGUGCCUGCAUCAAGGAAGCGUUACGUGUCUACCCACUUGCUUUUGGUAAUAUACGUGAAACCGGCGCUGACUUGGUAUUGGGUGGUUAUCAAGUGCCAAAGGGUACACGUGUUUUUAUGACUUCCAAUAUGCUAUUAAAUGAAGAACAGUUUUUUCCACGAGCACAGGAAUUUUUACCCGAACGUUGGUUACGCCAUCCGGAUGAAUCGACGACGACCGAAAGCGAAAAAUUAGUUGCUGAUAAUUUAAACAAAUUUAUUUAUUUGCCAUUUGGUUUCGGACCACGUAGUUGUGUGGGCAAGCGAAUUGUGGAUCUGGAGUUGGAAAUGUCAUUGGGCAAUGUGGUGCGAUACUUCCAAAUCGAAUUCAAUCACCCAUCGGAUAAGCCUUUUGUAAACCAUUUUCUUAGUACGCCACGCAUUCCACUGAAAUUUAAGUUUAUUGAUUUGAAUUAUUGAGAGAUUUACUUGUAUGUAUAAGAUUAUGUGUAUGUAGUGAACUGAUUGAAUGUUAUUAGAUGCACAACUAAGUUUUCGCUAUUUUUUUUAAGAAAAUACAACUUUAUUCUG